This is a messenger RNA of Telopea speciosissima, 955 nucleotides long. RefSeq lists its product as uncharacterized. Lineage: Eukaryota; Viridiplantae; Streptophyta; Magnoliopsida; Proteales; Proteaceae. The transcript is spliced from 3 exons. The record is from RefSeq and is a predicted model, not a curated record. The coding region runs from base 94 to 735 and encodes 213 amino acids.
ACCCGUGCGUGUUUGAAGAGAGAGAGAGAGAGAGGAGCGACAUUUUCAGAGACUGGAGCAUAUAGGCUACUGUGAGCAGAAGGAAGGAAAGCCAUGGCACAGGUCCUUAACCUAUGCCCGCCCCAGCGGACUCUCCGCUGCUCGUCUUCAAUUCACCUCGAUUCGUCUUCCGUUGGCUUGUCUAGCAAUCUCCACCAAAAUCAAUACCCUAAUAAGUGGACAUCUCUGCGUCAGAAGCUUAAGUGCCGAGGUCGACAUUCGUGCUUUUUCUCAGACAAUCGUAGAGAGGAACAAGCUAAAAAAGCAUUGGAAAGUGCUCUUGGUGGAAAGAAAAAUGAGUUUGAGAAAUGGAACAAAGAAAUUCAGAAAAGGGAGACGUUAGAUGUUGGGGGCAAUGGUGGUGGAGGAGGUUGGUUUGGAUGGGGUAGAUGGUUUGGUGGGUCCAAUGGCGAUAAUUUCUGGCAAGAAGCCCAGCAAGCAGGGCUUGCCAUCUUGGGUAUUGUAAUCAUGUAUCUUGUGAUUGCAAAAGGGGAAGUGAUGCUUGCUGUCAUCUUUAAUCCAUUGCUGUUUGCCUUGAGAGGGAUAAGAAAUGGCUUCACUUUCAUAUCAUCACAGAUCUUGGGAAAGGUUUCUCCAACCGGUUCUUAUGUUGAGCCUGAUAAUACACUGAAAGAGGAAUUCCAUACCCAUGUCUCGGCUAAGGAGAGUGUGGUAAGGAAAUGGGGAAGUGACUGAUACCUUAUGUUUCAGGUGCUUAGGUAUUCUUCUUGUUCCAUGUCUUUCUGCUGUGAUGAUUAUCAUAGUAGCUUUUUCCUAAAGCGGAUCCAUUUUUGUCAACAUUUGAUACAAAGUUUAACUACAGAAAUGGCUGAAUUUGUAUAAAAGAUUGAGUAAUUUAGUGAGUUUUCUGUGAAAAUGACUGGCUAGGGCUUUGAAUGUAACAAACUCCAUUUCU